This is a messenger RNA of Clupea harengus (Atlantic herring), 6252 nucleotides long. Its product is annotated as myosin-4-like. Gene Ontology annotation, molecular function: ATP binding; actin filament binding; microfilament motor activity. NCBI's taxonomy places the organism in Eukaryota, Metazoa, Chordata, Actinopteri, Clupeiformes, Clupeidae. Gene Ontology annotation, cellular component: myosin II complex; myosin filament; cytoplasm. The record is from RefSeq and is a predicted model, not a curated record.
AACGUUUUUCUUUUUUUUGGUUAGGGUAACACAUCUAAAACUAAUUCUACUAGUUCAUUUUGUGAUAGGAAGAUCUCAGAGGGGUAUGUAAGUUAAACUGUCUAUCUUUUAGUGUGUGCAGUCUUUUUGAACAAAGCUCGGCAGUGUCUAAACACCUCUAUUCCGCUCUCUGGUGGAUUCGCUCCGAGGGCUAGAAUGAGUUCAGACGCAGAGAUGGCAGUCUAUGGGGAGGCUGCCCAGUACCUACGUAAGUCAGAGAAAGAGCGCAUAGAGUCCCAGAGCAGGCCCUUUGAUGGCAAAACAGCCUGCUUUGUCUGUGAUGAAAAGGAACUUUAUGUGAAAGGCACCAUCCUGAACAGAGAUGGAGACAAGGCCAUAGUGGAGACUCUGGAUGGCAGGACUUUAACUGUCAAGGAAGACCAAGUAUUUUCGAUGAAUCCGCCCAAAUUUGAUAAGAUUGAGGACAUGGUCAUGAUGACUCACCUCAAUGAGCCUUGUGUGCUGUUUAACCUCAAAGAGCGCUACGCAGCCUGGAUGAUCUACACCUAUUCUGGGUUGUUCUGUGUGACUGUGAACCCAUACAAGUGGCUCCCAGUCUACAACCCUGAAGUGGUGAACGCAUACAGAGGGAAGAAGAGAAUGGAGGUCCCGCCACAUAUUUUUGCUCUUUCUGAUAACGCCUAUCAGUUCAUGCUAACUGACAGGGAGAAUCAGUCGAUUCUUAUCACUGGAGAAUCUGGUGCAGGGAAGACUGUGAACACCAAGCGUGUCAUUCAGUACUUUGCAACAAUUGCAGUGUCUGGAGACAAGAAGAAAGACUUUGUCAGCAAAAUGAAGGGCACCCUGGAGGAUCAAAUCAUCCAGGCUAAUCCUCUCCUGGAGGCUUUUGGCAAUGCCAAGACAGUGAGAAAUGACAACUCCUCUCGUUUUGGCAAAUUUAUUAGGAUACAUUUUGGGAUGACAGGCAAACUGGCAUCAGCUGAUAUUGAAACGUAUCUCCUGGAAAAAUCCAGAGUUACAUUUCAGCUGGUAGCCGAGAGGAGCUAUCAUAUAUUCUACCAGCUUACUUGCAACAAGAAGCCAGAACUUAUUGAUAUGCUUCUCAUUACCACCAAUCCAUAUGACUUUGCCUUCAUCAGCCAAGGGGAGGUGGCAGUAAAAAGCAUAGAUGAUGCCGAAGAACUGAUGGCCACCGAUGAAGCUAUUGACAUUCUUGGUUUCACCGUUGAAGAGAAGGCGAGCAUCUACAAGCUGACAGGAGCUGUGAUGCAUUAUGGGAACAUGAAAUUCAAGCAGAAACAGCGCGAGGAGCAGGCCGAGCCGGACGGCACAGAGGUGGCAGACAAAGCUGCCUACCUGAUGGGUCUCAACUCUGCGGACCUGCUGAAGAACCUCUGCUAUCCCCGUGUGAAGGUCGGGAAUGAGUAUGUCACCAAGGGACAAACUCUCCAGCAAGUAUACAAUUCAAUGGGUGCCCUUGCAAAGUCUGUGUAUGAGAAGAUGUUCUUCUGGAUGGUUAUACGGAUAAACCAGCAACUGGACACCAAACAACAAAGGCAGCAUUUUAUUGGUGUUUUGGAUAUUGCUGGUUUUGAAAUAUUUGAUUUCAACACAUUAGAGCAACUCUGCAUCAACUUCACCAAUGAGAAACUGCAACAGUAUUUCAACCACCACAUGUUUGUGUUGGAGCAAGAGGAGUACAAGAAAGAGGGAAUCGAGUGGGACUUCAUAGACUUUGGAAUGGAUUUGGCUGCCUGCAUUGAGCUCAUUGAGAAGCCAAUGGGCAUCUUUUCAAUCCUUGAGGAGGAGUGCAUGUUCCCCAAGUCGACUGACACUUCAUUUAAGAACAAGCUGUAUGACCAACACCUGGGCAAGAACAACUGCUUUCUGAAGCCAAAGGUUGUCAAAGGCAAACCUGAGGCCAACUUCUCCCUUGUGCACUACGCCGGCACGGUCGACUACAACAUUGGAGGCUGGCUGGAGAAGAACAAGGAUCCCCUGAACGAGUCUGUUGUGCAGCUCUACCAGAAGUCCUCAGUCAAAAUUCUUUCGAUGCUGUAUGCUAAUUUUUCUGGCACCGAUGAUUCUGCUGCUGGUGGCAGUGGAGGAAAGAAAGCGGCGAAAAAGAAGGGCUCAUCUUUUCAAACGGUGUCCGCGCUCUUCAGGGAAAACCUGAAUAAGCUGAUGUCGAACUUGAGGACCACUCAUCCACACUUUGUGCGGUGUCUGAUCCCAAACGAGACCAAAACACCAGGGGCCAUGGAAAACAAUCUGGUGCUUCACCAGCUGCGCUGUAACGGUGUGCUGGAGGGCAUUCGGAUCUGCAGGAAGGGCUUCCCAAGCAGAAUCCUCUAUGGAGAUUUCAAGCAGAGAUACAGGAUUCUAAAUGCUAACGCAGUUCCUGAAGGCCAAUUCAUGGACAACAAGAAAGCUGCAGAGAAACUCCUGGGCUCAAUCGAUGUUGAUCAUUCACAAUAUAAAUUUGGACAUAGCAAGGUGUUCUUUAAAGCGGGUCUCCUGGGAGUUCUGGAGGAAAUGAGAGAUGAGCGUUUGGCCCAGGUCGUCAUCUGCAUCCAGGCAGUGUGCCGUGCUUACGUUGUGAGAAUGGAGUACAAGAAAAUGAUUGACAGGAGGGAGUCCGUCUACACCAUUCAGUACAACAUACGGGCGUUCAUGAAAGUCAUGCACUGGCCAUGGAUGCGGCUGUACUUCAAGAUGAAGCCUUUGCUGAAGAGUGCCGAGUCAGAGAAGGAGAUGGCACAGAUGAAGGAAGACUUUGCCAAGUGCAAGGAGGACCUAGCUAAGUCUGAAAGCCGCCGCAAGGAGCUGGAGGAGAAACUGGUCUCAGUUGUCCAGGAAAAGAAUGACCUUCUCCUUCAAGUUCAGGCAGAGUUAGAUAACCUGGCGGACGCGGAGGAGAGGAGCGAGGGGUUAAUUAAGAGUAAGAUACAGCUGGAGGCUAAACUGAAGGAGACGUCCGAGAGGUUGGAGGACGAGGAGGAGCUCAAUGCUGAGCUGACUGUAAAGAAGAGGAAGCUGGAGGAUGAGUGCUCUGAGCUCAAGAAGGAUAUGGAUGACUUAGAACCCACCCUGGCCAAAGUGGAGAAGGAGAAACAUGCUGUAGAGAAUAAGGUGAAAAACCUGACUGAGGAGCUCAUUGCACUGGAGGAGAAUGUCUGUAAGCUGACCAAGGAGAAGAAAGCUCUACAAGAGGCCCAUCAGCAAUUGCUAGAUGACCUCCAGGCAGAGGAAGACAAAUUCAACACUCUGAACAAAGCCAAGACUAAGCUGGAGCAACAAGUGGAAGGCCUUGAGGGCUUCCUUGAACAAGAAAGAAAGGCUCGGAUGGAUCUUGAAAGGGCAAAGAGAAAGCUGGAGGGUGAUCUAAAACUGGCCCAGGAGUCCACAAUGGACCUGGAGAAUGAGAAGCAACAGCUAGAAGAAAAGCUGAAAAAGAAAGACUUUGAGGUCACACAGCUCCAAAGUAAGAUUGAGGAUGAGCAGUCACUUUCCUCUCAGCUUCAGAAGAAAAUUAAAGAGCUUCAGGCUCGUAUUGAAGAACUCGAGGAGGAAAUUGAGGCUGAUCGGACUGCCCGAGCCAAAGUAGAGAAGCAGAGGGCUGAUCUCUCCAGGGAGCUGGAGGAGAUCAGUGAGAGGCUGGAGGAGGCCGGUGGUGCCACUGCGGCCCAGAUCGAGAUGAACAAGAAGCGGGAGGCAGAGCUCCAGAAGCUCCGGCGCGAUCUGGAGGAGUCAUCCCUGCAACAUGAGGCAACUGGAGCAGUUCUUCGUAAGAAGCAUGCUGACACCGUGGCUGCGCUGGGGGAACAGAUCGACAACCUCCAGCGGGUCAAGCAGAAGGUGGAGAAGGACAAAACUGAGCUGAAAAUGGAGGUGGAUGACCUCACCAGCAAUAUGCAGACUAUAGCUAAAGCCAAGGUGAAUCUUGAGAAGAUGUGUCGUUCCCUUGAAGACCAGCUGAGUGAGGUAAAAACCAGAGAGGAGCAGCAACUCAGGCUUAUUAAUGACCUUUCUUCACAGAAGUCUCGGCUGCAGACAGAAAAUGGUGAGAUGGCACGCCAUGUUGAAGAAAGGGACUCCUUGCUCUCUCAGUUAACAAGAGGGAAACAGGCCUACAUUCAACAAAUCGAACAGAUAAAGAGGCAAAAUGAGGAAGAUAAUAAAGCCAAGAAUGCCAUGGCCCAUGCUCUGCAGUCGUCCCGCCAUGACUGCGACCUCCUGCGGGAGCAGUUUGAGGAGGAGCAGGAGGCCAAAGCUGAGCUGCAGCGCGGCAUGUCCAAGGCCAACAGCGAGGUGGCGCAGUGGAGAACCAAAUACGAGACGGAUGCCAUCCAGCGCACCGAGGAACUCGAAGAGGCCAAGAAGAAGUUAGCUCAGCGUCUUCAGGAGGCAGAGGAGGCUGUUGAAGCCAUCCAUUCAAAGUGCUCCUCUCUGGAGAAAACCAAGCAGAGGCUGCAAAGCGAGGUGGAGGAUCUCAUGACGGAUGUGGAGAGGGCAAAUUCAGCUGCAGCCACUCUGGACAAGAAGCAAAGGACCUUUGACAAGGUACUGGCUGAAUGGAAGCAGAAAUAUGAGGAGAGUCAGGCUGAAUUGGACGCUGCCACGAGAGAAGUUCGGUCAAUGGGCACAGACAAUUUCAAACUGAAAAAUUCAUAUGAGGAAUCUCUGGAACAUUUCGAAACACUGAAACAUGAAAACAAAAACCUGCAACAGGAAGUCAUGGAUCUGGCAGGACAGCUUGGAGAGUCAGGGAAAACCAUUCAUGAACUCGAGAAGUCUAAGAAACAAGCAGAACAGGAGAAAACAGAGAUUCACAAUUCCUUGGAGGAGGCUGAGGCAUAUCUGGAACAUGAGGAGUCAAAGAUCCUUCGCGUGCAGCUGGAACUGAACCAGAUGAAGUCUGAGGUGGAGCGAAAGAUCGCUGAGAAGGACGAGGAGAUGGAACAGCUGAAGAGGAACAGCCAGAGGAUCAUAGAGUCAAUGCAGACCACCCUGGACUCAGAGGUGAGGAGCAGGAACAAUGCCCUGAGAAUCAAGAAGAAGAUGGAGGGAGACCUGAAUGAGUUGGAGAUUCAACUGAGCCACGCCAACAGGCAAGCCAGUGAAUCACAGAAACACCUGAGGAACAUUCAGGCUCAACUAAAGGAUGGUCAGAUUCAUCUGGAGGACGUGCUGAGAAACAACGAUGACAUGAAAGAGCAGGUUGCCGUGACGGAGCGCAGGGCCAACCUUCUGCAGGCUGAGAUUGAGGAAAUCAGGGCCACUCUGGAACAGACUGAGAGGAGCCGCAAGCUGGCUGAACAGGAGCUGGUGGAUGCUAGCGAACGGGUUCAGCUUCUGCACUCACAGAAUGUUAACUUGGUCAACACCAAGAAGAAACUGGAGUCUGACCUUAACCAGAUUCAAACUGAAAUGGAGGAUUCCAUCCAGGAGGCCAGGAAUGCUGAAGAGAAAGCCAAAAAGGCCAUCACUGAUGCUGCUAUGAUGGCAGAAGAGCUGAAAAAGGAGCAGGACACCAGUGCUCACCUAGAGAGGAUGAAGAAGAACCUGGAGACCACUGUUAAGGACCUGCAGCAUCGCCUGGAUGAGGCUGAAAACCUGGCCAUGAAGGGUGGGAAAAAACAACUUCAGAAACUGGAGUCCAGAGUGCGUGAGCUUGAGAACGAGCUGGAGUUGGAGCAGAGACACAGCUCUGAUGCCAUAAAAGGUGUUCGCAAAUACGAGCGCAGAGUUAUGGAGCUUUCCUAUCAGUCUGAGGAGGAUAAGAAGAAUGUCCUUUGCCUGCAAGAGCUUGUGGAUAAACUGCAGCUUAAGGUGAAAGCGUACAAAAGGCAAUCUGAAGAGUCUGGGGAACAGGCCAACACAUACUUGUCUAAGUUAAGGAAGGUGCAGCACGAGCUGGAGGAGGCUCAGGAGCGAGCCGACAGUGCCGAAUCCCAGGUCAACAAGAUAAGAGCCAAGAGCCGAGACCUGGGAGCGAAAGUGAGUCGAGAGUGAGACACUGACGAGCAUCACAAUAGGAUUUGCCGUUGGCUGGAUUCAUGCAUAUCAUUUGAAUGGGCUAAUGUGGGAUGUGUUUUUUUUUCCCACUCCCUUCUUUCUUUGCAGGGAAAAGAUGCCAGUGAAUAAAACAGCCACUUGGGGAAAAAGUAUUUUAGCGUAAUGACAUCAAAGCAAUUCUCCUUUCAUCUCUUGCUGUUCAUGCAAAACCGUUUUGACAGUACGAGGCACUUG